Molecule: messenger RNA, 1172 nt
Organism: Mauremys mutica (yellowpond turtle)
Lineage: Eukaryota; Metazoa; Chordata; Testudines; Geoemydidae
Gene: EIF4E2
Product: eukaryotic translation initiation factor 4E family member 2
Exons: 8
Coding region: 117-827 (236 amino acids)
Biological process (GO): translational initiation
Cellular component (GO): cytoplasm; eukaryotic translation initiation factor 4F complex
Molecular function (GO): RNA 7-methylguanosine cap binding; translation initiation factor activity
Source: RefSeq, a predicted model, not a curated record
GCGCCGUGCGGCAACCUGCGCCCGUGCCGCGGAGUUCCGCCGCUCCCGGAAGUGGCGGAAGGGUGACGGGACGGAGCGGAAGUCACCGGAGAGACGGGCGGAGGCGGCGAGCGAGGAUGAACAACAAAUUUGACGCUUUGAAAGAUGAUGACAGUGGGGACCAUGACCAGAACGAAGAGAACAGCACACAGAAAGAUGGUGAGAAGGAAAAAAAUGAUCGUGACAAACCCCAGAGUAGCACCAAGAGGAAGGCUGUUGUCCCAGGGCCGGCCGAGCACCCCCUGCAGUAUAAUUAUACUUUCUGGUACUCCAGACGAACACCCGGGAGACCCACCAGCUCUCAGAGCUAUGAACAGAACAUCAAACAGAUUGGCACCUUCGCCUCAGUGGAGCAGUUCUGGAGGUUUUACAGUCACAUGGUACGUCCUGGGGACCUGACAGGCCAUAGCGACUUCCAUCUCUUCAAAGAGGGAAUCAAACCCAUGUGGGAGGACGAUGCCAACAAAAAUGGUGGCAAGUGGAUUAUCCGUCUGCGCAAGGGCUUAGCAUCUCGCUGCUGGGAGAAUCUCAUUCUGGCGAUGUUGGGAGAACAGUUUAUGGUGGGGGAAGAAAUCUGUGGGGCAGUUGUCUCUGUCCGAUUCCAGGAGGAUAUUAUCUCCAUAUGGAACAAGACCGCUAGCGACCAGGCCACAACAGCUCGGAUACGCGACACGUUACGCCGAGUGCUUAACCUACCUCCGAACACCAUCAUGGAAUACAAAACGCACACUGACAGCAUCAAGGCCUGGGAGGAGUUUCAUGGCCUGGUGAACAGCAGUGGUCGCUGAUCGAACGCUCCCCCUCUCUCUGUCACACCCAGGGGAUAACUCAAGCUUUCGAAACACCAAAAUCACAUUGUGAGAACAAGGCUGGCGGUAAAUUCCUCUCUUGGUGUGAACCCCCUGAGAGGUCUCCAUCCGUGCCCUGCCAUUUCUGGAGGGCCGCGCAGGCUGGAUUGACCGCACCACCCUUUUGCACUCAACCCCGGAGGAAGGAUUUCAUUCAAAGCCCUUCUGCGUCGGUGACUAAUGAGAGGCUGACCUCGUCACACAAAACUCUUUCCAAGGGCAGGGUAGGAGGCUGACUUUUCAGUUAGCAGGGUGCCCUCCCAGGGCCUCCUUCAGCACUUUCUU